GCAAUGGUCUUCGCUUCUCCAUAACCGACCUCUCUCCCCCAACAACGCGCAUAAUGCCAAUCCUCUACCAAGACCGCACGGGAAUCUCGCUCUACGAUGCCCAAUUCGCGAGCGGGUCGCGCGGGCCGAUAUCAGCGGAGAUCAUGCAGGCGGUAGUAAACCGGCUGCUGCAGUUCAAGACGACGUGUGCGGAUUUUGGAGUUCCGGACGAGAAUAUCUACGUGCUUGCUACGGAGGCGACGCGGACGGCGCCGAAUUCGACGGAGUUUAGGGAGCUUAUUCAGGAGAGGGUGGGCUGGGGGGUUAGGAUGUUGAGUAAGGAGGAUGAAGGGAGGAUUGGGGCGUUGGGGGUUGCGAGUAGUUCGACGAGGAUUGCGGGGUUGGUGAUGGAUUUGGGAGGGGGGAGUACGCAGAUUACAUGGUUGAUUGAGGAGGAGGGAGUAGUUACGACUAGUCCCAGGGGGUCGUUCAGUUUUCCCUAUGGGGCUGCGGCGUUGAAGCAGCGGUUGGAAGGGGGAAAGAAGAAGAAGGUGAUGAAGGAAUUGAGGGAGGAGAUGGAUCGCAACUUUCAAGAUGCGUAUGCGCAGCUGGAACUGCCGGGGAAGCUGUUGGAUGCGGCGAAGGAGAAGGGAGGGCUGGAUUUGUACCUCUGUGGUGGUGGGUUUCGGGGAUGGGGAUAUCUGCUCAUGGAGCAGUCGUCGUCUGCGAAGCCGUAUCCAAUUCCCAUUAUCAAUGGGUACAGGGCCAGCCGGAAGGAGUGUCAUGCGAUGGUUUCUACGGCGGAAGACGUGGCCGACUCGGAAAUGAAGGUGUUUGGCGUGUCGAAGAGACGGGCCACGCAGAUUCCUGCCGUGGCCGUCCUGGUCGACGUGCUCAUGGAGACGUUGCCGGGCAUCAAGCACGUCCAGUUCUGCCAGGGAGGCGUGCGCGAGGGAAUCCUAUUCGAUAUCCUGCCGGUGGAAGUGCGAAGACAGGAUCCCCUCCUGGCUGCAACGAUGCCAUACGCACCCCCGUCGGCAGAGGCAAUCUGGGAUCUUCUUUGGUCUGCCUUGCCAACAUCCCCUGCACCAUCCACGUCUUCCGCAGUCCCCGGUUCCUUUUCUGGUAAUCUGAUAUCUGCUCUCGCCAAUCUUCUCUUCGUUCACUCCUCCGUGUCCAAGGAAACCCGUGCUGCCGCUGCACUGCACUGCACCACGACGGGAAUCCUGGCCACAGCCAACAGCCUGUCACAUACCGACCGCGCCCUCCUGGCACUUAUCUUGUGCGAGCGAUGGGGAGCAGACCUUGCCUCUGCCGACCAGAACUUGCAGAUACGUUUGCGUCAGUGUGUGUCCAGCCAGGAAGCAUGGUGGUGUCAGUAUCUAGGCCGGGUAGCCACCCUCAUCGGUGACGUGUAUCCAUCCGGCAGGGUAUCUCAGACAGGGUGGAGGAUCCGAUUGGCAACCGAGUGGGACAGUAUCACGAAGAAGAAGGAAACGGGCGACCUAUUGCGUCUGAAGGUGCAGCGCAACAAAAACAACGACAGCCAACUGGCGAUGAUGGAUUCACUGAAGGAGGGGGCGGAAAGCAUCGAGAAGGCCGGAAAGAAGAAGAACUGGAUCCAAGAGUCUGGAGUGCGGGUGGGGGUUGAUGUGUCUUGAAAAAGCCAGUAAAGCCACUAAAGUGGAAAUACGAGAAGCCUGAUUGACGCGUGUGUAUGUAAGAGAAUCCGUCGAGGACGAAGAUGAACCGGUUGUUGUUGUCGUGGAUAAUUAUCGAACCCCGCGGACCACAGAGCACCGUCGAUGAGGGGCAGCGGGUAUCGUGACACACCACAAUGAGUCAAUUUGCGUCGAGAACACACUGGCUCGACAUGGAUGAGGCCGAUCAUCGCACCGGUUUUGCUGGAGAUGUCAUGAUGACUUCAAGGACGAUCUCAACUGGCGUUACUCGACAAGCUCACCGGGAAAGUUUAUGGGAACGUUUGCGGA
Molecule: messenger RNA, 1970 nt
Organism: Aspergillus wentii DTO 134E9
Lineage: Eukaryota; Fungi; Ascomycota; Eurotiomycetes; Eurotiales; Aspergillaceae
Product: retrograde regulation protein 2
Exons: 1
Coding region: 54-1640 (528 amino acids)
Biological process (GO): regulation of transcription by RNA polymerase II
Source: RefSeq, a predicted model, not a curated record